Molecule: messenger RNA, 1603 nt
Organism: Alnus glutinosa
Lineage: Eukaryota; Viridiplantae; Streptophyta; Magnoliopsida; Fagales; Betulaceae
Product: calcineurin B-like protein 7
Exons: 9
Coding region: 920-1558 (212 amino acids)
Biological process (GO): calcium-mediated signaling
Molecular function (GO): kinase binding; calcium ion binding
Source: RefSeq, a predicted model, not a curated record
UCUCGGCUCUCACUUCUCUUAAUCUCCUCAGACUUGAUGAAGGCAAAAAUCGAUUCUGGACUUUUUGACUCCAUACCAGUGACCAGUUUUGUUAAAAUGAAUAGGGAACAGUGUUAUUUGGUAUUAAGACUGUGUUAUUAAGGCUCUAGUCUGGACUAGUUUUUGGUAUAUCGCCAAAAUUAUGACAUCUUUUGACAACGCUUUUUUGAGAUAUUUUUUUGCUUUUUAGCAAAAAAAAUCAAAUUUAUUAACAAACAAUUUCAAAUAUAAAACACUCACAAAACACACAAAAUUAUUUCAACAUUUAUGUCACAUCAGAGCAGUUUUACAACUAAAAAACAAAAUUCAUCAUCUAAAAACUUUUAUCAAACAAACCCUAUGUCAUUUCUUUCUUCAGUUACAUGUUAAGGGCUCCAGCAAAUCAAGAAUUCCGGGAAUGACAAAUGAUGCUUCCAAGUCAUACUAUUCCUUAAUUUAUUCCAAAGUUCCAGAAUCACCAAAUGGACAAUCUGCGGAGGGUAGCAGUCCGUUUAGAAACCGUACAGGUCUACUUUUGUAGGUCACUUUGGUGAAAAGCCUUUAAUGUUCCAUAUCACCAUCAAGUGACAUAGAUGAAGAAAAGAAUCAAUCCUCUCUGCUUUAUUUAUGCAAAACGGAUGUUAUUAGUUAGUUGUUCACUGUAAGAAUGGCAUUGAUCCUGAUUGGGUUUGGCAUCAUUAAAUUCUAGCCAGUCACACAUUUCUCCCAAGGUGAACACAUGCAACUCAUGAGGUUACUUGCAUUGAACAGCAGUCACUGUUGCAGCCUUUUUUCCUGUGCCCACCAAAUCAAUCAAAAUAAAGAGUCGUGCAGAUUUCUCAAUCUCAAAUCCACACAAAAAAAAAAAUAAAGCCUUUUUAUUAAGAUAAAGGGCUUUACAAUGGGAUGCAUUUUCAUGAAGCUGCGAAUUAAGGACAAAAACCCAGCUGUUCUCGCCUCUCAAACGCAUUUUAAUGUGACCGAGGUUGAAACUUUGUAUGAGCUAUUCAUGAAACUAAGCAGUUCAAUAGUUAAUGAUGGGGUCAUAAGCAAAGAAGAGUUUCAGCUUGGAUUAUUCAGGAAUAGCAAGCAUCAAAGUCUCUUUGCAGACAGGAUUUUCCAACUGUUUGACUCCAAACAUGAUGGGGUGAUAGAAUUUGGGGAGUUUGUUCGAUCUCUGAGUGUCUUCCACCCAGAAGCACCUCAAGCAGAAAAAGUUGCUUUUUCAUUUCAAUUAUAUGAUAUAUGGCAAACAGGCUUUAUUGAACGCGAAGAGGUCAAGGAAAUGCUUUUGGCGCUUCUGAAGGAGUCAGACAUGAUCCUUUCUGAUGAAAUCAUUGAAGCCAUUAUUGAUAAGACAUUUAGGGAAGCGGAUUUAAAACAAGAUGGAAAAAUUGAUAUGGAAGAGUGGCAGGAGUUCGUGUCUCACAAUCCAUCCAUAUUGAAGAAUAUGACGAUUCCAUAUCUAAAGGCCAUUACAACUGCAUUUCCUAGUUUCAUGAUGAGAUCAGACUUUGAAGAUGACAUGAACAAUCUUUGAAAAGGAUAACAUCGGAUUAACAAAAGAAUGACAUGCUAACAUGUA